Molecule: messenger RNA, 3453 nt
Organism: Symbiodinium natans
Lineage: Eukaryota; Dinophyceae; Suessiales; Symbiodiniaceae
Source: the annotation of a GenBank genome assembly
AUGCACAUGCACCUGUACCAGCAGUGCGACACUAUACUUCUCCUUGGAGGGAUGGGCGUGCAGCAGUGCGGAAGGCCUAGCCACAGAGAGAUCGACUCGCACGACUGGCAGCACAAGAGGCCGCUGCCGCCAACUUUCCAGCACGGAAGUCUCUUGAUGGCUUCCUGCUGGAGCGAGCGGUACCGGCUGUUGCGCCAGAACCGCUUGUCUGACUCGGAACGAUUGCAAUGUGUCAAUGGCGACUGGUACAACAGUCUUGGGAAGCCCGGCCUCAACGGUCUCACUUGUGAAGGAUGCGUGCAGGUCGGAGCACGGGGCUAUGCGGCCUACGACGAGCGAAACGAGCAGGAGCUCUACUUCUUCAACAGAAUGGCCCUGAGCAUCUAUACCGAGCUUGGCAUGAUCAAGGAGCUGGACGUGCAUGCCAUGCACAAGUACUGCCUGCAGCCAUCCAGCGACGGGAAUAUGACCGUCCAAGCAAGCAGCGCUUGCCCUCCGCGUUUGCUGUCGCAGGUGACCGGCCGGGCAGGGCCGGAGGCGCGACUCUUCAAGCUGCUGCCUCUCGCAGAGGACGACGAGCAGUGCUUGAGCACCAAGGGCAGUACCUCGGGACUCAUGCACGUGAACUGCAAUGCGACUGACGCUGCGCAGCACCUCGUCCCCGCAGAGCUGCCAACAGACAUGUGGGACCUCCACAUCGAGGCGGAUGAGCGCACACAGGAUCUCCACAAGCCCUUUUCCUCCUACUGCGGCACGAGUGGAGCCUUGAGCAGCCUCGACUUCGGCCAACUUUUUGCAGGUGACACGGGAAAUAGCCAGACGGCCUGCAAGUUCGCCCCGCUAAUUCAGUUCGGUGAGUUCGUGGAUACUGGCAUCGUGCGAUCAAAGACCACCACCAACUGGAAGGAUUGGCACCACCUCCUCGCAGAGAACUCCGUUGAAUGCGAAUCGGGCGAAGCCUUGACGGCCUUCAAGCUGGAUGCAGCCAAGAGCAUCUACAAGUACGAGUGCAGCAAGAUCGGUGGGUUGGGCGCCUGCUUCGACUACUACAGCGCCCAGGUGGAGAUCGCCAGCUUCAGCCAAUCGAUCAGUCACUGGGCAAAGUCGAUUCGUAUGAUGCCGGUGAGCUGCGGGCAGAAUGCCAUACUGGGAGGCUUCCACUUCGAGUUCUCCGAGGGGGGCAAGUGGGGUCGAGUGCGCUACCAGUGCUGUAAAGCCGGUGGGGCGCCAGUGAGCUUCGAUCCUCGGGGGCAGCUGCCCGAGCUGGUGGGCAGCUACGACGGGAUCUACUGCCCCAGCAGCCGUGAUGAGCAGAGUGGCCGGGUGAGUUUUGAAGGUGGAUCUGAUCGCACCCUGUCUUUCCAGCGCAAGUCAGGCAAGUGGUGCCUGAAUUCCGAGUGCUCGGAGGUCACCAACAGCGCUUCUCCUGUGGGCAUGACAGGUGCCGCCUUCGAAGUGGUAAAUGUGAGCGAUUUCGACGGGGAGUUCCUCGGGCAGAUGCCCAAAGAGAAGAACAAGGCCUUGUCCUUGGCUUUGCGCAUGAAGCCUCCGCGACGCCCCGCACAGCCCCCCAUGCCCGAGCUAGAGGAGUUCAAGGCGCAGCAGCCGAAGUAUGCUGCGGAGUGCUUGAACUACGAGAAUCUCUGGAAGGAUGUCACGGAGACUUUCAAAGACGAGGAGGACGAGGAAGUGCAGAGAACAUCCAAGUUGGAGGCCGAUCCUUCCACGAAGGAUCAAGAGCUGGACUCCUACCACCCAUGUGAAGUCGCCAAGACUGCCGGGGGCAUCUUCGGCCAAUGGGGUGGAGGAGAUGGGUCGACGGCUCCGGAGAAUAUGAUGUAUGCGGACUGGAACGACUGUAUGCAAGGCGACAUCGAGCGUGACUUGGCCUCGGCGCAGUUGGAUUACCAUUCUGCGCUCACCGACUUCAUCAUGGAUCUCGUGGGGGAGACCAUGGGGGCGGUGUGCGAUGUCAUCCCGGAUGUGAUGAUUGCCCCCUUCGGUGCCGGAGUGGCGCUGAAUCCGAGCGAGAUCUGCACCGGCAUCAACGACCUCCUUGGGGCCGCUCAAAACUUUGCGGGACCCGCCAGCGGCUUCCACUUCGCCAGCCUGCGCCAUCCUUCGCCGGAGGAAGGCUACGCGGCGUGCAACCCCAUGCAGAUCGGAUUUGCACGAGCCUUCUGCGAUAUCCACUGCGUGCGGGACGCCGUGAUCCGGGGUGAUCGGUCCAUCAUCCGUAACCUUGAGAUGGCAACGAAGAAGACGAACAACAACUUGAAGGCUCUGGUCAAGUGGUCCGUCGAUGCAUCUCACACCGACAUCGGGUGGAUUGGCGAGAAGCUGGACUACAUGCACGCCAUCAACACCGGCUACAUGAAGGACAUCCACGACGCCUGGGUGAAUGUUCAGUUUUGUUUUCCUGACCUGGUGACCCUCCAGUCCAGAGCCGGUGAGGAGGGCCGUUUGAGCGAACGGAAUGGCAUAACUCCCUAUUUGCUUGCUGGGUGUCUUUUCAAGGCCUACAUUCGGUGCCUCUUCGAGAAUGGUUGGAUCCAGCACUCAGAGGAACUCCUGCAAGGCACCAAGAAGGCCACCGAUUCGAUGUUUGCCGAGCUCGCCGGGUACGCUCAGGCUGCAUCCUUCGACGAGCUCUCGAAAAUCACGGCCAAGGGAGCGCUCGAAGAGUUCCUGAAAUCUGCUGACUUCUCCCCGAAAGCCAACGCCACAGCUGCCGCUUCGCUGCUGGGGCGCUUGGAUGUCCUGCACCAGACGCUGCAGCGUGCCGGACGCGGCCGGGACAAGGGUGAGAUGAUGAGCCGCCAGGUCGCCCAGACCGUUCGUCAUCUCCAGCGCCAGGCAAGCUUCCAUCUCCGGACAUUGGGCGUCUACCGCCAAGAGAGCAACGCCUCGAGCCAGGCCGCGCGCGGCAAGGCCUCGAAGGCCUCGAAGGCCUUGGCCCGGGAGCGGCACCAGGUCCUCAUGUCUUUGGACCACAUCUGGUGGCAGCUGCGCACGAAGCUGGACUCGUAUCUGGACGUGGCCGAGGACGAAGUCAAAGCCUUCCAGGGCUCUCUCGUGGAGCUGAAAAGCUACUUGGACUGCAAGAAGGGCUUCUCCGACCUCGCCGCCGGCUACGCCCAGAGCAUGUCCGCACUCGGCCGAAGCCACCGCCACCUUCGAGCCACCUGGCGCCAAGGGACUAACUUGCUCGGAGAGUUGGCGUCUGUCCUUGCGGACACGGAGGCCUUCCAAGGCUUCGUCAUCGAACAAGGAUGUGAGUCCGAGCUCGUGAAGCAGACGCUCCAACAGCUUCAAUCCGGAAUCUUCGGCAUGGCCUUCCUGCUCCACCGCUUCCGAGCCGCCAAGCUGCCGGAUCCCGACACCUCAGCGCUCAAGCAGUCCACGAAGCGCAUCCAGGAGGCAUAUGCAGCCGCGACUGCCAAGUGCCACUGA